Aspergillus mulundensis is the source of this 342-nucleotide messenger RNA. RefSeq lists its product as uncharacterized. The coding region runs from base 1 to 342 and encodes 113 amino acids. The record is from RefSeq and is a predicted model, not a curated record. The transcript has 2 exons. NCBI's taxonomy places the organism in Eukaryota, Fungi, Ascomycota, Eurotiomycetes, Eurotiales, Aspergillaceae.
AUGACUGCCCGUCCUCUGUCACACUGCCUCCGCACCCGCUGCGUCCGUCGCAACCCCCAGAACAUCCAGGGCUUUUCUACGCGAAGCAACCUCCGCGGCGGCGCCGACCAUGGCGACCACUACGACCCUCCGACCGGUUACCUCUUCGGUGUCAAGCCCGGCCAGAAGUACGUGAAGGAAGGCUGGGAGAACGCUUGGUACUACGGAUUCAUCGGCAGCCUGCUCGUUGCCGGUGUCGCAUACGUCUUCAAGCCUGACACCUCGAUACAAACAUGGGCUCUGGAGGAAGCCCGACGGAGGCUGGAAGCCGAAGGUAUCCUCGAGGAUCCUCAGCGCAAGUGA